UCCAGAGCGCUCUGUGCUCCGAACACCGCACCCAGCGCUGCUUUUCCUGCUGCCCACGUGGGGAUCUGUGCGGUUUUGGUUUUUUUUUAGGGAUUUCUACACGCUGGGCCUUCCCUCGCGGCCUGCGGGAAGGGAGAGUCCCAGCGGGCGGCCCGAGGGGCUGGGAGGACUCAGGCGGCCGCCCCCCGGCUCCUGGCAGGGCCUGCAGUGCGCUGCUGCCGCGGGGAACGCCCCACAGAACCCACGGCGAAACGCAGCCGCGGGAAUCGGCGUCUGGUGCCUCCGCGGAACGGCCACAGGUCACCCCCCCAAGGGCGAUUCCGUACAGUGUACGGAAUGACGCCGGCGCAGGCGCCAUCUUUGCCAUCACUAAGUAUUGGCACGGCGGCGGCGCACGCGAGGAACUCUCGCGAGAUCAUCCCCGGGGCGCGGCCGCCAUGUUGCCAGCACUAAGUGAUGGCGCGGAGCGAGGGGAGCUCUCGCGAGGCGACGCCGCGGGCGCCAUGUUUGUCCGGCGCUCCCCCUAAUCUCGCGAGAGCUCCGCGGGGCAGGGGGCAGCGGCGCAGCCAUGGCGGCUGAGCGGGGCCGGGGGCGGCGGCGGCGGAGGGCGGCGGAGGCGGACGGGGACGGGCGCUGCUGAGGAGGCGGAGGCGGAGGCGGAGGCGGAGGGCCGCGCCGGGUCUCGCCCCCGCCGGGCGCCAUGAGCCAGGGCGGCGGGGCGGGCAGCGAGAGCGGGGAGCCUGAGGCCAAGGUGCUGCACACCAAGCGGCUGUACCGCACAUCCACAGCCGCAGCGCUCUGGAGUGCGCCUACCGCACUCACCUGGUGGCUGGCAUCGGCUUCUACCAGCACCUGCUGCUCUACAUCCAGUCCCACUACCAGCUGGAGCUGCAGUGCUGCAUCGACUGGACGCACGUCACGGACCCGCUCAUAGGCUGCAAGAAGCCCGUGUCUGCGUCGGAGAAGGAGAUGGAGUGGGCGCAGAUGGCGUGCCACCGCUGCCUGGUUUAUCUCGGCGAUCUCGCGCGCUACCAGAACGAGCUGGCCGGCGUGGACACGGAGCUGCUGGCGGAGCGCUUCUACUACCAGGCCCUUUCUGUCGCGCCGCAGAUCGGCAUGCCCUUCAAUCAGCUGGGGACGCUGGCUGGGAGCAAGUACUACAACGUGGAGGCCACGUACUGCUACUUACGCUGCAUCCAGUCCGAAGUGUCCUUCGAAGGCGCCUCCGGGAACCUGAAGCGGCUGUACGACAAAGCAGCCAAGAUGUACCACCAGCUGAAGAAGUGCGAAAGCAGGAAGCUGUCUCCCAGCAAGAAGCGCUGCAAAGACAUUAAGAGGCUGCUGGUGAGCUUCAUGUACCUGCAGAGCCUUCUGCAGCCAAAGAGCAGCUCUCUGGAUUCGGAGCUGACGUCGCUGUGCCAGUCGGUGCUGGAGGAUUUCAACCUGUGCUUGUUCUACCUGCCCUCCCCUCCCAACCUGAGCACAGCGAGCGAGGACGAGGAGGAGUAUGAGAGCGGCUACUCCUUCCUUCCCGACCUGCUCAUCUUCCGCAUGGUGAUCAUCUGCUUCAUGAGCGUCCACAGCCUCAAGCGGGCAGGUUCCAAGCAGUACAGCGCAGCCAUCGCCUUCACGCUGGCCCUCUUCUCUCACCUGAUCAACCACGUCAACAUCCGCCUGCAGGCGGAGCUGGAGGAAGGGGAGAACCCGGUCCCGGCUUUCCGCAGCGACGGCGCAGACGAGCCCGAGCCCCGGGAGCCCCUCGGCUCGGCGGAGAAGGAAGCCGAAGCGGAGCUGGCCAACCACCACCCCCGGGAGGAAGAACGCAAGCACGACUGCAAGAAAAGCAAGAAAUACUCGCGGCUUUCCUGCCUGCGCCGCCGCCGGCACCCGCAGAAAGCGGAUGAGAGCGACCUGAGCGAGGGCUUCGACUCCGACUCCAGCCAGGGCUCCACGAAGGGCAGCGACGGCUCCGAGAGCGGCUCCGAGAAGAGCGACGAGGAAGCGGAGGCCGCCUUCGACGUGGAGACCGACUCCGACAUGAACAGCCAGGAGUCGCGCUCCGACCUGGAGGACAUGGAGGACGAGCCGGGCGAGGAGGGCGGCGAGCGAGGCCGGAGCGGGGCCGGGGAGGCCUUAAAAAACGGCGUGGAUGGCGGCGGGCCGGGGGACUGCAAGAACCCGAGCGGCUCGAAAACGGAGAGCGCGGACCCGGCCGCCAACGGACCCGUGUCCCUGAGCGCCAGCGACGCCAGCAUCGCCAGCAACCUGCAGGCCAUGUCCACGCAGCUCUUCCAGACCAAGCGCUGCUUCCGCUUGGCCCCCACCUUCAGCAACAUCCUCCUGAAGCCCGGCCCCGAGCCGCCCGCCUUGAAGGGCAGCCUGGACGGCAAGCCCUGCGUCAACGGCGACCUGGAGAAGCCCGGCUUGGCGGAGCAAGACGACGUGUCCGACUCCGAGGAGAGCGUCUCGAGCACCAAGUCGUGCAGGAACGAGCGGUCCCUGCAGGAGAAGCUGGAGAUCGUGAGCAACGAGGGGCUGCUGCUCACCGUCAAGGUGUUCCUGGACUGGCUGAGGACGAACACGGAUUUCAUCAUCAUGUGCGCCCAGAGCUCCCAGAGCCUGUGGAACCGGCUGUCCGUGCUCCUGAACCUGCUGCCUUCCGCUGCCGACCUGCAGGACUCGGGGCUGGAGCUGUGUCCGGAGGUGCAGGAGGUGCUGAGCGGCGCGGAGCUGCCGGACCUGCGCUCCCAGCUGCUGCUCCCGGAGGACGUGGCCCUGCGCAACCUGCCCCCCCUGAAGAACGCGCACCGGAGGCUGAACUUCGAGCAGGACCGCCCCAUGUUCUCGGCCGUGGAGGAGUCCGUCGUUCGGAUCUGCUGCAUCCGGAGCUUCGGUCACUUCGUCACGCGCCUGCAGGGCAGCAUCCUGCAGUUCAACCCGGAGCUGGGGAUCUUCAUCAGCAUCGCGCAGUCGGAGCGGGACAGCGUGGUGCAGCAGGCCCAGGCCCAGUUCCACAUGGCUGCGGAGGAGGCUCGUCGGAACCGGCUGAUGAGGGACAUGGCUCAGCUCCGCCUGCAGCUGGAGGUGUCUCAGCUGGAGGGCAGCCUGCAGCAGCCCAAAGCGCAGUCGGCCAUGUCCCCGUACCUCGUGCUGGACGCGCGGGCGCUCUGCCAGCACCUGCCCGUGGUCAAGCAGCUGGCGGCCAGCGGGAGGUUCAUCAUCAUCAUCCCGCGGGCAGUGAUCGACGGCUUGGACUUCCUCAAAAAGGAGAACGCCGGCGCCCGGGACAGCAUCCGCUACCUGGAGGCGGAAUUUAAGAAGGGAAACCGGUACAUCCGUUGCCAGAGAGACGUCGGGAAGAGCUUUGAGAGGCACAAAUUGAAGAGACAAGACUUGGACGCGUGGAACCUCUACAAGAUCCUGGACAGCUGCAAGCAGCUGACGGUGUCCCAGGGGAGCGGGGACGACGACACCACGGGGAUGGUCACCAUCAUCACGGGCUUCCAGCUGGAGGACCCCGGCGCGCUCUCGGUGCCCAUGCAGGUCGGUCGCGCCGUCCCGGCGGCGCCGAGCACCCGUGCUUCCCGGUGGGGUUGCAGGCUGCAUGGCUGGCACGGGGAGGGGGGUUGGGUGCUUUCUGCAGGCACAGUGCUGGGAGCACCGCGCUCAGUUUGGAGCUGGGAGCCCCUGUGCACGGGUGGGAGCCCCACUGGUGCAACUGGGAGCCCCUAUGCCAUGGGUGGAACCCCACUGGUGCAACUGGGAGCCCCUAUGUCAUGGGUGGGAGCCCCACUGGUGCAGCUGGGAACCCCUAUGCCAUGGGUGGGAGCCCCACUGGUGCAACUGGGAGCACGUUGGCCAUGGGUGGGAGCCCCACUGGUGCAACUGGGAGCCCCUUGGCUGCAACUGGGAGCCCCA
Messenger RNA from Numida meleagris (helmeted guineafowl), 3918 nucleotides. RefSeq names its product SMG5, nonsense mediated mRNA decay factor (gene SMG5). Gene Ontology annotation, biological process: nuclear-transcribed mRNA catabolic process, nonsense-mediated decay. Gene Ontology annotation, cellular component: telomerase holoenzyme complex. NCBI's taxonomy places the organism in Eukaryota, Metazoa, Chordata, Aves, Galliformes, Numididae. The record is from RefSeq and is a predicted model, not a curated record. Gene Ontology annotation, molecular function: telomerase RNA binding; protein binding; telomeric repeat DNA binding.